This is a messenger RNA of Anguilla rostrata (American eel), 3035 nucleotides long. It is a transcript of the gene gucy1b1, whose product is annotated as guanylate cyclase 1 soluble subunit beta 1. Gene Ontology annotation, biological process: cGMP biosynthetic process; response to oxygen levels. The transcript has 13 exons. Bases 136 to 1977 code for a protein of 613 amino acids. NCBI's taxonomy places the organism in Eukaryota, Metazoa, Chordata, Actinopteri, Anguilliformes, Anguillidae. The record is from RefSeq and is a predicted model, not a curated record. Gene Ontology annotation, cellular component: guanylate cyclase complex, soluble. Gene Ontology annotation, molecular function: guanylate cyclase activity; heme binding.
CUUGAGCAACCAUUGUAGGCGGCGCACGCCAAUCAUUACAGAAAUAUUUGCACGGAGAGUGGUACCCCUCCUAGAAGGGACAAGCUGUGGCGUCUUGCGGCAAAAGGGAAUCCAGAAGAAUAAUUCGUUUUAAACAUGUAUGGUUUUGUCAAUCACGCCUUGGAACUUCUGGUACUCAGAAAUUAUGGGCCUGAAGUCUGGGAAGACAUCAAGAAGGAGGCUCAGCUGGAUGUGGAGGGCCAGUUCCUCGUCAGAAUCAUAUACGAGGAUGCUAAAACGUAUGACCUUGUCGCAGCUGCCAGUAAAGUGCUAAAGAUCGAUGCGGGUGACAUCCUGCAAAUGUUUGGGAAAAUGUUCUUUGAGUUCUGCCAGGAAUCCGGCUAUGAUACCAUCCUGCGGGUGCUUGGAUCCAAUGUUCGAGAGUUCCUGCAAAACCUAGACGCUCUGCAUGACCACCUGGGCACCAUUUACCCCGGCAUGCGGGCACCAUCUUUCAGAUGCACGGACGCUGAGAAGGGCAACAACCUCAUCCUGCACUACUACUCUGAGCGAGAGGGCCUGCAAGACAUCGUAAUCGGAAUCAUCAAAACUGUGGCACAGCAGAUCCAUGGGACCGAAAUAGAAAUGAAGGUCAUUCAGCACAAGAGUGAAGAGUGCGAUCACAUCAAGUUUCUCAUCGAGGAGAAGGACUCGGAGGAGGAGGCGUUUUACGAGGACCUGGACGGGUUCGAGGAGAACGGGACCCAGGAGACCAGGAUCAGCCCUUACACCUUCUGCAAGGCCUUCCCCUUUCACCUGAUGUUCGACCGUGACCUGGUGCUCACACAGUGCGGGAACGCCAUCUUCCGUGUUCUGCCCCAGCUUCAGCCUGGGGCCUGCAGUUUGCCCUCGGUGUUCUCUCUGGUGCGCCCCCACAUCGAUUUUAGCUUCCACGGAAUCCUCUCGCACAUCAACACUGUCUUUGUGCUUAGGAGCAAGGAGGGCCUCCUGAAUGUGGAAACGCUGGAGAGCGAGGACGAGCUGACGGGGGCCGAGAUCAGCUGCCUGAGGCUGAAGGGUCAGAUGAUCUACCUGCCCGAGGCCGAGAACGUCCUGUUCCUCUGCUCCCCCAGUGUGAUGAACCUGGACGACCUGACUCGGCGAGGGCUGUACCUGAGCGACAUCCCGCUGCACGACGCCACGCGGGACCUGGUGCUGCUGGGAGAGCAGUUUCGCGAGGAGUACAAGCUGACGCAGGAGCUGGAGAUCCUCACCGACCGGCUGCAGCACACGCUGCGCGCCCUGGAAGAUGAGAAGAAGAAGACAGACAGGUUGCUGUACUCCGUUCUUCCGCCGUCCGUCGCUAACGAGCUGCGGCACAAGCGACCGGUCCCGGCUAAGCGCUAUGACAACGUGACCAUCCUCUUCAGCGGAAUCGUUGGCUUCAACGCCUUCUGCAGCAAGCACGCCUCUGCCGAGGGCGCCAUAAAGAUCGUCAACCUGCUCAACGACGUGUACACCAGGUUCGACAUCCUGACCGACACCCGCAGGAACCCCUAUGUGUACAAGGUGGAGACGGUUGGGGACAAGUACAUGACGGUCAGCGGCCUCCCAGAGCCUUGCACCCACCAUGCCCAGUCCAUCUGCCACCUGGCUCUAGACAUGAUGGAGAUAGCCGGCCAGGUCAAAGUGGACGAGGAGCCAGUACAGAUAACCAUUGGGAUCCACACUGGAGAGGUUGUCACAGGGGUCAUAGGUCAGAGGAUGCCUCGCUACUGCCUGUUUGGAAACACAGUAAACCUGACGAGUCGGACAGAAACCACAGGAGAAAAGGGAAGGAUUAACAUGUCUGAAUACACGUACAGGUGUUUGCAAUCAGCUGAAAAUGCAGACCCACAGUUCCACCUGGAAUACCGGGGGCCUGUCGCAAUGAAGGGCAAAAAGGAGCCAAUGAAAGUGUGGUUUCUGUCGAGGAAAAUGGCGGAAGGUGACAUGUGACCAGUAGUGUCCGAACUGUGAAUGUUCAUUUGAAGCUGUUCUCCAUUCAUGGGCUCUGCAGCACUUGUUAGUAGCAUUUACUUUAUGGUAAAUAUGCAAGACAACACACAUUCUAUUAGUAAAUAUUUAAAAAUCACCCCUUUAAAGGGACUACUUUCACCGUGUAUAUAUAUAUAUACACACACAUAUACACACACAGUGAGCAGCAUAAUGUUUUGGACAAAGCCCUAUUUUUUUCUUGAUUUAGCUCUGUACUCCAUAAUUUUAGAUUUGUAAUCAAACAAUUCAUAUGGUUAAAGUGCAUAUUCUCAGAUUGUAUUAAAGGAUAUUUUAAUACUAUUUGGUUUCAUGUAGAAAUCACUGCACUUUUUAUAUAGCCCAUCCCUUCAUGUCAGGGUGCCAUAAUGUUUGGGACAAAUGGCUUUAGUUCUUUACUGCAAGUAUAAGAGAGCUUUCAGUUUCUAGUUUUGAUUGCCUUUGGAGUUUUGAUUGGCAUCUGUCAGCAUAAGGACCAGAGUUGCGCCAAUGAAAGUCAAGUUGUCAGAGACAUAGGUCAAACCUUAGGUUUACCAAAAUCGAUCAUUUGGAGCAUCAAUAAGAAGAAGCUCAGUAAUCGCAAAGGGCCAAUCAAGAAAAAAAUAUGGCUUUGUCCCAAACAUUGUGGCAUUCACUGUAUAUGCACUCACACACAUAUUUAUAUAUAAGUGGUUUUAUAUAAGAGCUGCCACUAAGAUAUUAAAUGGCUUGUACUGUAUGUAUAAAUGAAUUAGCCACCUAAAAUAUUAGAAAUAAUGUAACAUAUUUUAUAAGUAUGGCAGUAUAUUGACAGUGUCAAAUUUAAAUUUGUAUGUACUGUUUUUUGUUGUGUAUAAAUCCAUAUUUAUGAACCACUACUUCUCACCUGAUGGACAAUCGAUUCACGCAUAGCACACCAUGUCUGCAAGUACACUAUGAAAAUGGAGGUUGUAUUGUUGUGAAACAUAAGCAAAGUACUAUAUGAAAUAUAAUUAUAAAUUACAUUUUAUAAACCUCAAAACAUUAAAAAAACUUUCAUGCUA